GCACAAUUUUCUUUUAUUAUUUAAAAAGUUAAAAAUCAUCUUUACACUUUCUUUUUUAGUAAAUUGAGCAAAUGCUGAAUACAUCAAUAUAUUAUAUAAUCUAAUAUAUAAGAUUCAAUGUAACCAAAUAAUUGCUCAUUAUUUAUAGCAAGUCUUACUUCGUACUGUACUAUUUGUAAAUGCAACCUUGUGGAUACGACGGCUCAAUAUCCACCAUUUUAAUUUUAAACCCGAUUUGCGCCAACUUCAUAUUCUUUGGAGGCUCUCUUAAAUAUCCGAAGAAAAUAUUUAUGGGUUAAUAUAAAAUACUGCGAUCAGUGCCAAGAUAUUCGUAUAUUUAAAAUUAAUUAUUGUAUUAACUAAAUAAUUUGUAUUGUAAUAACGGGGUGUGUUCUUUGAAUAUUAGUAAGAAUUGUUUAAACACCGUAUCCGAAGGAAUUUUCUUUGUUUAUUUUAGUUGUUGAUUGAACUUGAAUUGAAAAGGCUCAUAAUGGAUAAACGUGCCAUUGAGCAAAACAAUUUAACUGAUUCGCUAGGUGUUUUAAACUUGGAUGGUUUAAGGGCUUUUGGCGAGAUGUCUAAUUCUUCAAUAACAAGCAGUAAGCCUAUCAAUGAUCGUUUGAAUAAAGAGCGACUGAGAGCGUUGGAAACUUUGGAAAAAGCUAAUAAGACAAUAAAAUCGGACGUAAAUAAAAUUAUACAACAAAGUUUUGCUAAAAAGGAUUUUAGAGAUCCAAAUCCCAUAACAACAUCGUCAAACAGCUCUUCAAAAUUUAAUCGAACCGAGUAUGUACCCUAUCGUAGACCCGAUUCUAUUAAUAUUUCGGAAUUGGUAAUGGACGAGAGUAUAAAUUUAGAUUUUAAAAGUACUGUUUCAACAAGUAACAAUACAAAAGUUUCUUUUGAACCUUCUGAAAUAACUGGACGAUCUACACACUACAAGGACCGUAAGUCACAAAAGAUUCCGAAAAAUAAUAUGACAUCCACAUCUAGUCGCCUAUCCGUCGGUGACAUCCUUGCUACUUCGUUUGCGCCUAAAGCACGUAAUCUCGGUGAGGUAUUGGGAGAACGUACGUCUGUAUCCAGUACAACUUUAGGGAGCCUAAAUAAUUCGAGAAGUUUACUUCGGACAGCAGACUUGUCUCUAAAUACUUCAGAAUCUACGUUUAGUAAAUCUGCAAUUGUCGGAGGGCAAUUUUCAUUUAAUGGCACAAAUGAAUCCACAGUCAACGCAGAGGAAUUUCAACCAGCUGAGAAUAUGCAGUCCAAACUACUGAUGGAUGAAAUAGCUUGGGCACAAGAAUUCGCCGCAAUACCCACAUCUGACGUGAAUAAAAAUAGCAAAGAUAAGAUGGUAGAAGAAAAGGAUUUUGAUUUGCAAUCAAACCCAAACAGUUCUCUAUUUUCUCGAGAUCCAAAUUUUUCAAUGGGUCGGUUUUUUAAUCAGCGAUCAGAAGAUUUACAAAAUAUUGUAAAGUCAUUAAGUCCAGAGCGUAUGCGACCACCAAUAGCAUUAGUAGAUGAAACUCACAACUCACUCAGUUUAAGUACACCUUUAGGUAACACAAAAGCAUUUCAAUCUACAAAAGACGUCGAUCGCACCCCUCAAAUAGAUAACAGAACUUAUAGCCUAGCUCCAAAAAGAAAUCAGAGUUCGACAGCGGAUUUGGGUAAAAUUAUUCGAGAUGAACAUGAGAGUAAAGACUCCGGAAAUGGCACAAAAGAAGACGAAGAAUCCUAUUUGCUCUCUCUAUCUCACAUCAAAAAGGCGUUUAUAAAAAAUUCGUAUAAUGACAUCAAAUCAACUGAUCUUAUCGAUUUAUUGAAAAAACCAAAACGUCCUAAAUCGCCACAAAAUCAUGGACACGCGGAAUCUGAACAAAGUUGUAAGCCAUCGCAAUGUCAGACAAAAGAGAUGCAAGUGGUUAAAGAAGCGCAUAAAAAAGCUACGGGAAAUUCUACGGUGAGAAGUUCUAUUGAGCAAUACACAAAGAGUCUUAACACACUCGAAGAAUUGUUAUCGGAGAACAAGGAGAAUUUGGAUCCAGAAAGAAUGCGUGGAUCUGAGUCACAAGCUGACACUAUAAGCUUUACAGAAUCGCUGCUGGAUGCCAGCGAUUUAAAGGAAUUGCAACAAAGCGUAAAUCAACCACGUUCACCACUCAGUCCAUUGAAUAUACCGAGGGUUAGACUAUCACCAGAUCAAUUAGAUGUACAAAUAAGACCCUCUAAAAUAUAUCUUAAAACACCGGAGAGAUUGGACGACAAUUCUAAAAUGUCAGCUAAUGAAUCAGCGAUAUCGAAGGCUUUUUCUAAUAGUCGGGCGGCUAUCAAUAAGCAUAACAAAUCAACUAUCCUUGCACCAAAUGCAAAAUCACCGUCCGCGGUAAGUCCAACAUUGCCGUUAAAACAGAAACCCCUUAGCUCUACAAGGUUAGAUGAACAAAAAAGCGAAUGUGACUUCGUAGCUAUUUCGCCGAAUCUUUCCAAAUCUAUGACGUCAACUAAGGGUAUUUCCGCUGAAUACACCUUAUUGGCCAACGGAAGCCCCAAUAACGGCUUGAUCUCCGGUGUGCCAUCUCCAACGCGUAGCUAUAUGUCGUCGCCUGUUGCAGAAAGUCGUAAUGAGAAUUAUCGUGGUGCUUGUGAAAAUUGUUCACCUCAACUGCGAGUUCAACCCCAAACUAGCACUACAGUUAGAAUCCAUCGUACCAAUUCAUCCCCCUCCAUCAGUGAGCGCAGCAUUAAGAGUAUUGUACCAAUGCGCACUACCAGUACGCAAUCGUUACGAAAUGGUAGUAGCAAUGGAGGCGUUGUGCGCAGUGUCUCCCGAUGCUCCAGUAGCAGCGAAUUCAGCCAUCGUGAUGGCAAUGCCAUCCCACUGAAAGUAACCGCGAUGGAAUUGUCUUGGGGAAGUACACGUCUGCGAAAUGCCGCCCAUAAGACAAUGCAAAUAAAGAAUACAGCCAGCAAGAAACUUACAUUACGUAUCGAUGUCCAUGGUCCAGGUUAUCAGCUGAUCAAUAUGCCAGGAAAUAAUACAUUAACACUGCAGUCGCAGGAGUGUCGAACUAUUGCGGUGAGCUUUUGUCCAACGGUCAUUGGUGCUGCCAUUGGCAAACUGUCAUUUUAUGCUCCACAAAAUACUACCGUUGCCCAUAAUAGUGCCUCUACAGCUAGCAUGUCUUCAUUUUUGGAUAUUCCCCUCUAUGGCUAUGGCGGUCACUGCAGUGUUGUGGCACAAGAAGUACACAUAGCUCCUGUGGGUAUGGCCUUUCUACAAAUGGGCUAUCUGCAUGAACUCUCGCAGCCAAUACAGCGUACAAUACGUGUCUACAAUAAAGGUCCACUUCUAGGCUUCGCAUUGGCUUCAAUUGAUUCAGUUGGACUCCGUCUACCACGCUUAUGUACUGCUUUUGAAAUACAACCCACUGCUAUGCUUAUACCACCUGGUUCGUCAGCAACAUUACGUGUUGUUUUUCGACCACAGCGCGAGGACGUGAGAAAAAUUACCCGUCAAACCAAGUCCGUGUUGACACUAGCGAAUUUGCGUUUAAUAUCUGGCGAUGAAGCGAACAGGCAACGCAUGCGCCAAUUAGUUGCGCGUAUGUCGGCCGAUGAACGCGCCAACUUAAGUUCAUCUAAAUCUCUGGAAGCAUUGUGGGAAAAGCUACCUGGUGAGAAAGAUAUUGAGGAGCUGCAGAUGUUCAAAGAAUCGCCGACCUUAACAUUCGAUCUGUUGACAAAUAUGCGCAUACACGAAGUGGCACUUACCAUUAACGACGACUAUUUGGACGAGACUAUAAAGUCGACCUCUUCAUUUUAUUUUCCCGAUGAGGAUGAAACAGUAUUGUUCCGUACCGUGUGCAGUCCAUCGCCCAGCAACAAUGCAGACGGUUCGGGCCAUGUUUUAGAUCGUGUCGAUGAACUAACUGAGGAGGAGGUGGAGCAAGCAGCCAACAGUAAUAAUUCUUCGGCACGUGGCGAAGCUUGUUGCUGGUCAGUAUUGCCGAGUUCAUUAAACUUUCAUUUGCGCGGUGAAAAGCAUACGAUAUGCUCUUCGAUUUUCAUCUGCAACUCUUUUAAGUCACGACAAUAUUUUGAAGUGAGCACCAAUCGGAAAAAUGUAUUGCAGUUAAAGCCUACAGAUGGUUACGUGGAACCCGAUGGUGGACAUUUGGAGGUGGAAGUGAAAUUGCGGGUUGACAAAUUGAAUGUCGACAAUAGACUGGAACCCAUAUAUAUAACGGUUUCUAUGGAGAAUGAGCAUAUAACAGUACCAGUGAAGUUGAGCGAUGAGACUCGCCCGCAGUAGAACGCCUGCUGUGAAUAUAUGUGUACAUGCUAAAUGCGCUUACAGCAGCAUUUUAUGUUAUGUUAUUAGUUUUUGCUGUUAUUCGUCUAUUCAUCUGUUUUAAAACAUACUUCUUUUUAUAUUUUAUAUCGUUAUUAUUUUAUGCAUGAGUUUUACAGUUUGUUUCACAAUUGCUGCUGCUACUUCUGAUAUUUAUUAAUAAAUGUACGAAAUAUUUUCGUCCAAAAUAGUUUUUA
Bactrocera oleae (olive fruit fly) is the source of this 4551-nucleotide messenger RNA. RefSeq names its product spindle defective 2 (gene spd-2). Lineage: Eukaryota; Metazoa; Arthropoda; Insecta; Diptera; Tephritidae. The record is from RefSeq and is a predicted model, not a curated record.